Trichoplusia ni (cabbage looper) is the source of this 602-nucleotide messenger RNA. RefSeq names its product partner of xrn-2 protein 1-like. The record is from RefSeq and is a predicted model, not a curated record. NCBI's taxonomy places the organism in Eukaryota, Metazoa, Arthropoda, Insecta, Lepidoptera, Noctuidae.
AUUUCUAAUCUGUGGUACACAGGUCACUGUCAAACAAAAUUCUAGUACAAAAAUACGAAAGCGUCACACGUUGCCUUGUCUAAUUUUAUCAAAAUAAGCAAUAAAAUGAAACCUGUACUUGAUAUCGAUUCGUUAAGAUCAGAACACGAGUCUGACGAGCAAUGGGAAGUGAGGAACUUCAUGGAGGAACACAAAGGGGACUUUGAAGAAGGCGAACUAAUUACAUUGGCGCAGUUGUUUACAAAUAUCGAGUUUUUGGGUUGUCGAUACCCACCAGCAACAAUGCAAAGAAUAGCAAAAUUAUCAGAAAAAGUUUCUGCUAAAUACAGAGAAAGCAGAAAGAACAAACUGAAGAGGACCUUCGUACAAGCCAGUGACGCCGCCGAGCAGAAAGCUAAAAGGAGUUUCACUAAAUAGUUGUGUUAGGUACUUGUGGGGUGGUUAUAUUGUCAUGGUGCAAAGGAAAGUUGUAACUGCAGUUGCAAAUAGCAGAAUGAUUGAGGACAACUCCAUUGAUUCCUAAUCUAGUAUAAAAUGAAAAUUGAAAAAAAAAAUAGUAAAAAAAUCUAUAAACCCAUGUUUUUAAAUGUCACUCAAUUGAU